AUGUCUUACAACGAAUCAAAUAAUAUCCAUGAAGAUUCGUUCGAGGACAACAACUCCCAACAGAGAUACGACCAGUAUGGUCAACCUAUUUAUGGUCACAAUAAUGAAUCAGGGGAAGAAGCAGAAGGUUUCUACGACUCUGUAAAUGAAUAUAGCCAGUCAAAUGAUCUUAAUUCCCCUCCUCCAAUGAAUCCUGAGAGUAAUAAUGGAGAUUAUUCAGAUUAUAGCAGUUUCAACCAUACUCCGUUAAAUAAUCAGGCUGCAGGUUUCGGUUACACCCCAUCUCAAAUGAGUUAUGGUGAUCACAGAUCAAGUAUUUCUACGCCGAUGUAUGAUCAAAAUGAAGUCUCCAUGGCUUUUCCUCAUGAUCCAUAUCCUGCAUGGACAGCUGAUCCACAAGCUCCUGUAUCUAUUCAACAGAUUGAAGAUGUCUUUAUAGAAUUAACUGAUAAAUUUGGAUUCCAAAGAGACUCCAUGAGAAAUACUUUCGAUCAUUUUAUGACUCUCUUAGAUUCUCGUUCUUCAAGAAUGACUCCAUACCAAGCUCUUUUAACCCUACAUGCAGAUUAUAUCGGUGGUGAUACAGCAAACUAUAAAAAAUGGUAUUUCGCUGCGCAACUAGAUUUAGAUGAUGCUAUUGGGUUCAGAAAUGUUAAACUAAGUAAACUUUCAAGAAAAUCAAGAAAGGCAAAGAAAAGUAAUAGAAAAAUUAUUAACGCUACAGAUGAUAGAAAUGUAGAACACACUUUAAAUGCCAUCGAAGGAGACAACUCUUUAGAAGCUGCCGAUUUCAGGUGGAAAACUAAGAUGAAUAGAAUCUCCCCAAUUGAAAGAGUUCGUCAUAUUGCUUUAUACUUACUUAUUUGGGGCGAAGCCAAUCAAGUUAGAUUCACUCCGGAAUGUCUCUGUUUCAUCUAUAAAUGUGCUCUAGACUAUUUAGAAUCUCCAUUAUGUCAAAAUCAGAGAGAUCCAUUACCUGAGGGAGAUUAUUUGGAUAGAGUCAUCACUCCAUUGUAUCGUUUUAUAAGAAAUCAAGUUUACGAAAUUAUAGACGGUCGUUACGUUAAACGUGAAAAGGAUCACAAUAAAGUCAUUGGUUAUGACGAUGUCAACCAGUUAUUUUGGUAUCCACAAGGUUUAAGUAAAAUUGUAUUAUCGAAUGGUAAUAAAUUAAUUGAUUUACCAAUGGAAGAACGUUAUUUAAAUUUCGCAAAUGUCGAUUGGGAAAACGUCUUUUUCAAGACAUAUAAGGAAUCAAGAACAUGGUUACAUAUGGUCACAAAUUUCAAUCGUAUCUGGGUCAUGCACAUUUCUGUCUUUUGGAUGUACACUGCUUACAAUGCCAAGACUUUUUAUACACACGAUUAUCAACAGUUAGUGAAUAACCAACCUUUAGCAUCUUAUAAAUGGGCAACUGCUGCAUUAGGUGGUAGCGUCGCUUGUUUAAUACAAUUAUGUGCUACUCUCUGUGAAUGGUUAUUCGUUCCAAGAAAAUGGGCUGGUGCUCAACAUUUAACUCGUCGUUUUGGGUUCCUUUGUAUUAUAACUGCUAUUAAUCUCGCUCCCAUUAUUUGGAUCUUCUGUUACGAUAAGGACACUGAAAAGAGUAAUCUUGCCUAUAUUGUCAGUAUUGUUUUCUUUUUCGUUGCAGUCGUGACAGUUGUAUUCUUCUCAGUUAUGCCAUUAGGUGGUCUUUUCACUUCUUACCUGAAUAAGUCAUCAAGGCGUUAUGUUUCUUCUCAGACUUUCACAGCAUCUUUCGCUCCAUUGACUGGUUGGGAUAGAGUGUUUUCUUAUUUAAUUUGGAUUAUGGUUUUCGGUGCCAAAUAUGCUGAAUCAUACUAUUUCUUAAUUCUUUCAUUGACUGAUCCAUUAAGAAUCUUAUCCACAACUGAAAUGAGAUGUACUGGUGAAUAUUGGUGGGGCUCUCACUUAUGUAAGCAUCAACCAAAAAUUACUUUGGGUUUAAUGGUCGCCACUGAUUUUAUUCUUUUCUUUUUAGAUACCUAUCUGUGGUACGUUAUUGUCAACACUGUUUUCUCCGUUUGUAAAGCAUUCCAUUUAGGUAUGUCUGUUUUGACACCUUGGAGAAAUAUCUUCACUAGAUUACCAAAGAGGAUUUACUCAAAGAUUUUGGCUACCAAUGACAUGGAAGUGAAGUACAAACCAAAAGUCUUAAUCUCUCAAAUUUGGAAUGCUAUUGUCAUAUCUAUGUACAGAGAACAUUUGUUAGCAAUUGAUCACGUUCAACAACUGUUAUACCAUCAAGUUCCAUCAGAUGUUGAAGGAAAGAGAACUUUGAAGGCUCCAACCUUCUUCACUUCUCAAGAUGAUUCAAAAUUAAAUACUGAUUUUUUCCCAAGAGAUUCUGAAGCUGAACGUCGUAUUUCUUUCUUUGCCCAAUCUUUAGCUACUCCAAUGCCAUCAGCCAUUUCCAUUGAUAACAUGCCGACUUUUACCGUCUUAACUCCACAUUACGCUGAAAGAAUCUUACUUUCUUUGAGAGAAAUUAUUCGUGAAGAUGACCAAUUUUCUAGGGUCACUUUAUUGGAGUAUCUAAAACAAUUACACCCAGUCGAAUGGGACUGUUUCGUCAAAGAUACAAAAAUUUUGGCUGAAGAGACCGCAGCUUACGAAGGUGUAGAACAAGAAUUGGAAAAAGAUGAUGCUAAAUCAGAAAUUGAUGAUUUACCAUUCUAUUGUAUUGGUUUCAAAUCCGCUGCCCCUGAGUAUACUUUACGUACAAGAAUCUGGGCCUCUCUAAGAUCUCAAACUUUGUAUCGUACUGUUUCUGGUUUCAUGAAUUAUUCUAGAGCUAUCAAAUUAUUAUAUCGUGUUGAAAAUCCCGAAAUUGUCCAAAUGUUUGGUGGUAAUGCUGAAGGUCUUGAAAGAGAAUUGGAAAAAAUGGCUAGAAGAAAAUUCAAGUUUUUGGUUUCUAUGCAAAGAUUAGCUAAAUUUAAGCCGCAUGAACUUGAAAAUGCUGAAUUUUUACUAAGAGCCUAUCCAGACCUACAAAUUGCCUACUUAGAUGAAGAACCACCAUUACGCCCUGGCGAUGAGCCGAGAAUUUAUUCUGCGUUAAUUGAUGGUCACUGUGAAUUGUUACCUAACGGUCGUAGACGUCCUAAAUUUAGAGUUCAGCUUUCUGGUAAUCCAAUCUUGGGUGACGGUAAAUCUGAUAACCAAAAUCAUGCUUUAAUUUUCUACAGAGGUGAAUACAUUCAAUUAAUUGACGCUAAUCAAGAUAAUUAUCUGGAAGAAUGCUUGAAAAUUAGAUCCGUUUUAGGUGAAUUUGAAGAACUUGGUAUGAAUGCAACUAAUCCAUAUUCUCCGGAUGUUGAAUUUGAGGAUCAGAAAAACAACUAUCCAGUGGCUAUUGUUGGUGCAAGAGAAUAUAUUUUUUCUGAAAAUUCUGGUGUUCUUGGUGAUGUCGCUGCUGGUAAGGAACAAACCUUCGGUACUCUUUUCGCUCGUACAUUAUCACAAAUUGGUGGUAAAUUACAUUAUGGUCAUCCUGAUUUUAUAAAUGCCACUUUUAUGACAACAAGAGGUGGUGUGUCUAAAGCACAAAAGGGUUUACAUUUGAAUGAAGAUAUUUACGCUGGUAUGAACGCUCUGUUACGUGGUGGUCGUAUUAAGCACUGUGAGUACUACCAAUGUGGUAAAGGUAGAGAUUUAGGUUUUGGUACAAUUUUGAAUUUCACAACCAAGAUUGGUGCUGGUAUGGGUGAACAAAUGUUGUCUCGUGAAUAUUACUAUUUAGGUACUCAAUUACCCAUGGACCGUUUCUUAUCGUUCUUUUAUGCUCAUCCUGGUUUCCAUUUGAAUAACGUUUUGAUCCAAUUUUCUUUACAAAUUUUUAUGCUAACCUUAGUUAAUUUACAUUCUCUAGCUAACCAAUCUGUGUUAUGUCUAUAUGACAGAAACAUGCCAAUUACUGAUGUAUUAUACCCAAUAGGUUGUUAUAACUUCAAGCCCGUAGUUGAUUGGGUCAGACGUUAUACUUUAUCUAUUUUCAUUGUCUUCUGGAUUGCUUUCGUACCAAUUGUUAUGCAAGAGUUAAUUGAACGUGGUGCCUGGAAAGCAACACUUAGAUUUUGGCGUCAUAUCCUAUCGUUAUCUCCAAUGUUUGAAGUUUUCACAGGCCAAAUUUACUCUUCUGCAUUAUUUAGUGAUUUAACUGUAGGUGGUGCUCGUUAUAUUUCAACAGGUCGUGGCUUUGCAACAUCUCGUAUCCCAUUUUCCAUUCUAUAUUCAAGAUUUGCUGGAUCUGCCAUUUAUAUGGGCGCCAGAUCUAUGCUUAUGUUGUUGUUUGGUACAGUUGCUCAUUGGCAAGCUCCUUUACUAUGGUUUUGGGCCUCUUUGGCAUCAUUGAUAUUUUCUCCAUUCAUCUUCAAUCCACAUCAAUUCUCAUGGGAUGACUUUUUCCUUGACUAUAGGGACUAUAUUAGAUGGUUAUCAAGAGGAAACAGUAAGUACCAUAGGAACUCAUGGAUUGGCUAUGUGAGAAUGUCAAGAGCCCGUGUAACUGGUUUCAAGCGUAAAUUGAUCGGCGAAGAUUCAGAAAAGGCAGCUGGUGAUGCCAGUAGAGCAAGUAGAAUGAAUUUGAUUGUUUCAGAAAUCAUUCCUUGUUUCAUUUACUCUGCCGGCUGUUUCAUUGCUUUUACUUUUAUCAACGCACAAACUGGUGUUAAGACAACUGAUGCUGACAGAGUUAACUCUGUUUUGAGAAUCAUCAUUUGCACCUUGGGUCCAAUCGCCGUAGACCUAGUAACAUUAUUAGCUUGCAUGUCUAUAUCAUGCUGUGCUACACCAUGUUGCAACAAUUCUGGUGCUGUUAUGGCUGCUUUGGCACAUGGUGUUGCCGUUAUUGUCCACAUUGCAUCUUUCAUUAUUAUGUGGGUACUAGAAGGUUUCAGUUUUGUUAAAAUGUUAAUCGGGGUUGUAACAAUGAUCCAAUUACAAAGACUUGUCUUCCAGUGUGCAACAGUCUUCUUACUAACAAGAGAAUAUAAAAAUGAUAACUCAAACACUGCAUUUUGGACUGGUAAAUGGGGUACUACCGAAUCUGGUUUCGCUCAAGCUACAAGAGAAAUACUCGUUAAAGUCAUCGAAUUGUCAGAGUUUGCAGCCGAUUUUGUCUUAGGCCAUUUCAUUUUAUUUUGUCAUGCCCCUUUACUUAUAAUUCCAGGCAUGGAUAGAUUGCAUUCAAUCAUGUUAUUCUGGCUAAGACCAUCACGUCAAAUCCGUCCUCCAAUCUUUUCAAUAAAGCAAACACGUUUACGUAAGCGUAUGGUUAGAAAGUACUUCUGCUUAUAUGCGCUAAUUCUAAUAUGCUUUGCUGCAUGCAUUGUUGGACCUGCUGUGGGAGCUGCUUAUGUACCAGAUCAAAUUGCAAGUACAUUGACUGGUGCAGCUCAUAACUUAUUCCAACCAAGAAAUCAAAACAAUAAUGACACUGGUACAAAAUUGGUUACGUACUCGGGACAUUACUAUACAAGUACGCCAUCAAUGAGAACAUGGUCUACGAUUAAAUAA
Molecule: messenger RNA, 5538 nt
Organism: Kazachstania africana CBS 2517
Lineage: Eukaryota; Fungi; Ascomycota; Saccharomycetes; Saccharomycetales; Saccharomycetaceae
Product: 1,3-beta-glucan synthase
Exons: 1
Coding region: 1-5538 (1845 amino acids)
Biological process (GO): (1->3)-beta-D-glucan biosynthetic process; fungal-type cell wall polysaccharide biosynthetic process
Cellular component (GO): plasma membrane; 1,3-beta-D-glucan synthase complex
Molecular function (GO): 1,3-beta-D-glucan synthase activity
Source: RefSeq, a predicted model, not a curated record